Messenger RNA from Helobdella robusta, 1218 nucleotides. RefSeq lists its product as hypothetical. Lineage: Eukaryota; Metazoa; Annelida; Clitellata; Rhynchobdellida; Glossiphoniidae. Bases 1 to 1218 code for a protein of 405 amino acids. Gene Ontology annotation, biological process: proprioception; taxis; sensory perception of mechanical stimulus. The transcript is spliced from 7 exons. Gene Ontology annotation, cellular component: sensory dendrite. The record is from RefSeq and is a predicted model, not a curated record.
AUGUCAACUGAAAGCACAAGAAAAUUGUUCCAAUUUAAACAAAGACCAAAAUUUUUCAGUAAGUUCAAGUCAACCAAAGUGUCUGAUAUAUCAGAGGAAUCAUUUCAAAAUGAAAGCAGCAUUUAUCUGAAAGAUGAAACUUCUCGAAAAGAAUUCAAAAAGGAAAGUGACAGCGAUUCGAAAGCGAGCAAAAGUUCAAAAAGUACAACGCUGACCGCUGCAUCAAGCAUUGAGAGCGACUUGAAAUCAGUUAAUCCAAAUGAACAAAUUGAUGGCAGCGCAGUAAAUUACAUUGAAACGAUGUCCACCAACACGGUGUCCACGAUAGAAGCAACUAACAAGCGUCCAACUUUACAGAGGUUGUUUUGGAAAAGUUUAGUGAAGAAGCACAAGAAGACAAUACUGGGCAAACUGAGAGAACAAGAUCUCAUCUUAUCUAUGGAUAGCACUGAUCAAUAUGCGAAACGUUCAGAAUACAAAUCAGGAGAAGAAGGCAGUGAUCGCCACAGAGAAGAGAGCUAUGAGGAUUUCAAACAUGGAAAGAAGAAUGACAAAGAUCGCCGCGUAAUGUUGGAUGCUGACUUUUCUAGGUCAGGGGAUACAUACAUCAGAUCGGCCAUUCCCUACCUGCCAAAAAAAGUAGCUGUCAUAUGUCUUAUUCUCAACCUCAUCAUACCUGGCUCAGGAACCAUAUUCAGCGGCUUGCUGGUUCUUAUUUGUGGACAGCCUCGUAUGGGUUCGAAGGACGGCAUAUACGCUUCCACGCUGUGUGUGAACGUUGCAGUAGGAUCCAUGCAGCUCCUCACUGUCCCUUUCUUUUUUGUUGGAUGGAUCUGGAGUCUUGUUUGGGGAAUAUAUAUCAUUUUACUCGCUGAUUUAAAAUUUACGUUCUUACCAGAUAAGCCAAUGAUUAAAUUUUUAAAUUACUGGAAAAUACACAAUUUUUUCAAUUUGAACGUAGAGGAAAAACAAAAAAUCGAAAAGGAACAAUAUGAAAACCAACUGAGAGCCAAAGCUUUGAGCGCGUUUGAUCCCAAAUUCAGAAUGUGGACAGCGCCAUUUCCGCGCUUCCCAAGGAAUUUUGCAAACAGAUGGAUCUUGAGAUCUGCUCUAAACUUUGUAAGUGAUGGAGAAGUAGUAGCCAGUGCAAGAGAACAAGAUAAUGAGAUAUAUGAGACAAGAAAUGGGCACGAGCAACUAGACGAGCAGCAGAGUUAA